AUGAACGCAGGCCUGAACAACACUACUUUUACCUCCUGGCCCGGGAGAUUCAUCAACCGGAUGAUCAUCGCGAGGGCGAAGCAUUACGGGCGCUGGACACCGGGGCACCGGUUGAGUCCGUGGAUGUUGACCACCGCCCUCGUAAUAAUCAACUUGCUCCAGUACGGUUCCCCUUUCGACCCGAAGGUCAUCGACGAGGUGUUCGUGGAUCAGGACGGGAAGUCGAUACCGUACGAAACUCUGGAGCAGGAGUCUUUUCUGCUUGACAGCUACGACAUGAGCCGCUGGAAAGAUGGCACUCAUACGGAGGACGUGGACGUGGUGGACAGCAGCGGACUGGAUGACGUAACAAGUACUGGCAACCAAACGCAAUCGCUGUCGACCUCCGACGUAGUUGUUUCGACUGCAUUCCUACAAGAAGGAGAGGCGAGGGUCAGCGAGAAAGAAAAAACCGGCGUGCAGCUUCAGCAGCAGAAAGAGGUCCGGAGUAAAGGAAUUUGGCAGAAGGGAAAGUGGGCGGUGUGGAUGUUCACCACGAUGUUCCCUGCCGCACAAAGAACGCUGCGUGCGUACGAGGAUCCGAAAUCUCCACCCGCGGUCGCUCAAGCGAAGAAUCGACUGGACGCCGCCAAGUACCACUUGAUCGACCACGCAACCGGGGCUUUGGAGGAAGCCGGCCUGGGUAGAUAUUUCAGCGAGAAGCACAACCCAGCACUGAAGUACUCGGACUUGAAGAAGUCGCGCAGCACGCUUCUUGGGAAACAUCGCGUACAGGUCCUGUUUCCGAAGGGGGUGAUCGGCGUUGCGCCGGAACUGCAGAAAGCGUUCGCGACGGUGAGGACUGUGACUACGCAGGACGGGCCGAAGCCCGGGACGAAGAAAAUAGUGGCGGCCAUCGAAUCCGGCGGAAGAAGUGGUGUUUUGGUCAAGAAGUACCCCAGCAUCCCGAUCGAAUUUCUCUACGAAGUACCGAAGAAGGGAGAGGUGUUUACAUUUCUUCACGCUUUGCCUUGCCAGGUGACUGGUGAGGCUCGCUGGUUGACCUGUUACCCUGGAGGAGUCUACGUGUGUACCUCAUACGACGAAAGGAGCAUGGUCGUCAAGUUCGAGACCUGCAGUCCCGUGGAAGGGCGUUCGGACCAAGGAGCGGGCGGGCUCGCGAUGAAGUCGCAGAAGGGAGUCACGGCCAACAAGCUGUACGUGUUCGCGGGCGCAGCUGCUGAGAAGAUACGCGUGUUCUCUCCCGCUGGAGUCUCCAGUGGAAAAGAGGAUACGCGAGACACCUCCGGCGUCUGGAUUUUCUCGCCAAAGUCCAGGACCCUCUCUCCAGACCAAAGCGUGACGACCCAAGCCACGCGGGCAGCUAUGGGCAUCGCAGACGCCACGGGCGUGGCGGCGUCCUCUUUCGUGAAGAUGCACAUUACCAAGCCGAACCUCUUCCAGCAGGUUUCCGGCGUGCUCCACAGCGUCACUCAAAUAGUUCCGGCGGCGUUAUUCCCGCAAAGUGGAAACGCGAAGAAGCAGAAGGCGAAGGGUGUGCCGAUUGUGCUGCAUCCCUUUCAGCAGACGGUCUUGCUGAUGCCCGUGUCCGAAAAUCUGCUCCGAUUUCAAAUCGACGCGCCCGAAGUAAUGUUCGACGUCAAUCGGUUGCUGAAAGUGGAUGUGCUUGCUAGCGGAGCAUCCGAGUCGUUUGAAAGACUCCAUCGAAGCUUGCCUUUGGACGCCGGCGCGCGUGAAGUCGGCGAAGUGAUUAACGCGACCGUGCAGUUUGCCGACGCAGCUCUUUCGGCACCAACCGGCUCGGGCCCAGCAUCUCCGCUUGAUGUAGUUCUCAACGACAUGCCAAAAGAACUACCACAAACGACUUCUUCGCUCCCAAAAGUUUUUGCAAAAUUCGCAAACAAAUUCGGCAGCGCAGUAGAGAGAGGAGUGGCCGACGGCGCGGCUUCGUCGUCGUUUCUGCAGUGGGACUCGGACAAUCCGAGCUGGAUGGGACCGUCCGGGUCCGGGGAGGGCUACUUGCCCUCCCGGUUUACGAUCGUUGCUGUCGUGGUCGCUAUUAUUGUGUUCGGAAUUUUGAUGAUCCUGGUAAGCACAGGGACCGUAUCAAUGGAUGAAUUAAUGCGGCGCUGA
Amoebophrya sp. A120 is the source of this 2133-nucleotide messenger RNA. NCBI's taxonomy places the organism in Eukaryota, Dinophyceae, Syndiniales, Amoebophryaceae. The record is from the annotation of a GenBank genome assembly.